Molecule: messenger RNA, 1296 nt
Organism: Metarhizium acridum CQMa 102
Lineage: Eukaryota; Fungi; Ascomycota; Sordariomycetes; Hypocreales; Clavicipitaceae
Source: RefSeq, a predicted model, not a curated record
AUGCGUCGCAUCAAUUACCGACCAUUGUGCCGGUGCUCUACAGCAACGCGCACACCCAGAACCUUCUCAUCGAACCGCAGGAUACAAGGUAAGAAAGGCACUUUGAGGCAAACUUGUACGAAAGCUGACCGACUCAUCUUCUUCGCAGAGCACGAUGUGCUUUUCCUUCGACAACAAGGCUCCAAAUACCCCAAGUGGCAUCUGACUGGGCCCCUGAACGCAGACAGCAACGUCAAGCUCUCAUAUGGGGCGUCAGUCCCUGCGGCGCACCUAAUUGGAAGGAAUCUUCUCGACGUUGUGCAUGACAGCAAAGGCAACCGCGUAGUCCUACAAGAACCCACCCUCUCGAGCUACAUCAUCCACAACGAGCGACAUGCGACGCCAAUCUACCCCCACGAUGCAAAUACUAUUGUUGCCUUGUUAGACUUGAAUCCCUCUCGCCCCGGAGAAGACGAAGAUGAGGAAAACGCACCGCCGUUCGAGAUAUUCGAGGCUGGUACAGGAAUGGGCAGCCUAACCCUGCAUAUUGCUCGUGCCAUCCACGCAGCCAACCCUCCUCUUUCCUCGAAGUUACGCCACGCCAUUUGCGAGGCGAAAUUUAGACCAAAGAGCAAUCCGUCCUUGACACGUGUUGAUCUCGAACCAGCGGCGGAACAAGCUCUAGACGGGUAUCGGGCGUCCCGACGCGCCAUUCUCCAUACGUUGGACCAGAAACCGAAGCACACCCACGCUGCCUACAAACUCGUACGCAACUUUCGUCGUGCGCAGUAUCUCCCCUCCAUAGACUUCCACGUUGGCAGCAUUGACGAGUACUUAUCCGGUAGACUUGUCGAAUCAUGCGGCCAACCAUUUUUACAGCGUGCUAUCCUGGACCUCCCGUCCGCACACGAGAACGCACAGCGUGUAAUUGAAUCGUUGCUACCAAAUGGACUCCUCAUCCUCUUCAAGCCUUCCAUCAGCCAGAUUGCCGAUUUCCAGAAAUGGUCCGCCGAAACGCGCCAGCUCGUCCGCCUGGAAAAGGUUCUCGAGCUGCCAGUCUCGACCACGUCCGAUGGUGUCCAUGACGCCGGCGGCGGUAGGCACUGGGAUGUAAAGACUGUUGUGCCCAAGGCGUCGCAAGGCGGGGAUGGCAAAGUCGUACAGGUUAUGCGGCCCAAGGUUGGCGACCGCAUUGCUGGCGGAGGGUUUGUGGCUGUUUUGCGAAGAUGGCCUGCUGGUCAGCAACCAAUUGAGCAGGAACAGGAACGGCAAGAUGAGAAUGACGGGGAGCGGAACGAGAGCCAAGAGGAGGAUUAA